AUGAGACGGAUAGAAAAACUUGUUAAAGUGCAAAGACAAUGUAGAUAUGGUGAGUUUUCCGCGACUUGUCUGGGUGUUCAGAACAGACUGAUUUCAGCGUCAGAAUCAGCAGCGGUCAAGAAGCCCAUCGAAGACCAUAAUGACUGGAAAUUGAACCUUCUUAAAAUUCUAGAGGCGGACUACAAGUACAAGAAAAGAAUAGUUCGUUAUGAAAGAAUGAGACAGAAUGUGGUAUCUGACGUUGUUCGGUUCACUCUGAAAGAUGAUGCUCAGUCUCUGAUCCGACUUACAGGGAGUCAGUUAAGGCAUCGUGGUACGGCAGAGGUGAUUCCUGAAUAAUAGUUGAUUCGAAGCAGUGUAAUAUCCUUGAAGAUAGUUCCAUUGUGCUUAUUGGCACUCAACAAACAAGUUGAACAGACGCUCAAGAAAGUCGAGGCCAUCCAGUCGCCAGCAGCUCUUUCUCUGUUCACAGGAAUCGGAGAUUUGUGGAGAUCUUUGAAGCCUGUGGAGAAUAACACGACUAAAAUUAUGGCCCUUCUUCUUUUCAACAAUAUUCGGAAAUGGAAAGAUCAACGAGCCUUUGAUUCCAGGAGCAAUACAAUUGCGGAUUUGUUUGACUCCAUGGAAAAGAAGAUGAUAUCGUUGGCGAAAGAUGUUCAUGCUCAUGAUCUUAGUGUUCUAUUGAGUACAGAAGAUCGGAAUACAAUUCAGAAGGAAAUUGGUCACUUGAUAAAGUUUUCGCCGCCAAUUCCACGAAAAGCUGAGCCAACAAGAUAUCAGAGUGGACUAUCUCUGGUUGCACCUCUUCAGGCAUCUUGUCCCAAAGAAGAAUAUAGGAGCAACCCAUUUCGCGUGGACAAUAUCGAAAAGGUUCGAUAGUAACUUAGCCAUCUACAGUAACUGGGCCAAACAUUUUUUUUUUGAUUUUCCCGUUAUUUUCAUGGCUCGUUCUGCUCAACAAAGCAAGUUAUUUUUCGUAGUUGAACUACAGAACAUGAUCGUUUGUAUUAACAAAUGAUCUUCAGGUAACUUUGUCUUUCGGAAUGUAAUUACCCAACACUAAGUAAUAGUAUGUCUAACUGAAAGUUAAUUUCUUGAAGAUUCGGAAGGGAAAUUUCUUGAAGAUUCGGAAGGGAAAUUUCUUGAAGAUUCGGAAGGGAAAUUUCAUAAAUAUUCUGAAUCCGUUCUUUUAUAUUUCAAAAUGCCCCUAGGAGAGAAUCUUAUCUGAAAAUGCACUAGAAUGGAAUUUUUGAACGAAUCUCAAAUUUCUUCGUUUUUCCGGAUUUCCAGGCUUUCCGGGCUUGUGGAGGUUUUUAAUUCACCCCGACCAGUCCGUUGCAAGUAAAUAUAGCAUGUAGUCACAGGUGAUUCGCGAUCGGUCUAUUGAGAACGUGGACCUGUGAUAGGCCUAUAAUAUGCCUAUCACGAAGAAAAUGUUCGCCGAUGGACGCAUUGUAGGCAGUGGGGCGCACCGUUCGCGAUGGGCCUAUGAUGGACCUGUAAUAGGCCGAUCGCGAAAACCGAAUUCGAAAUUUUCCGAGUUCUCUAUAGACACAUCCGCGAACUUGUAAUAGACCGAUCGUGAAUUACCUGUGAGACCGAUCGCGAAUCACCUCUGGUGGUAACGUGUAGUGAACGUAGAAAAUUAAGGGAGAUGAAGGAAGAAUGAUAGACGCAAAGUUUUUUCAGGAAGCAUACAAAGCGCUAUUCGACAAACACUUGGAAGUGGAAUCUUCGAUGUGGAUCCAAGUUAAAAAUACGGUAUCACAUGUGAAAACCAAAGGAAUGAGUGGAGAAGAUCUUAUUGUCCAAUGGGAUUGGAAAAAACGUAUUCGUGAUCAGCUGAAGAUGAUUGAUCCAGACGAUACACAUCCGUUGGGUAACCAAGACUACUCGCUCCUUGCAUUUUUUAAUUUCUUGAAUUUCAGUAUCCACUUGCUUGGAGCUGAUUCCCCGAGACAAACUCGUCGAUUCGUUGCAUUUUUCCGCACUUGCUGUUUGUUCUCAAGGUCAAAAUCUGAUCGGGGCCACACAGUUUCAAUUUGACGUGAUCGAGCCUAUUCUCAAAGAGCUGGGAAAUGUCUUCAAAAAGAAAAUGGGAAUCAAUGAGAACGAGGUUUACAAAGAAAAGCGAGGAAUCUUCAUUGAUGAAAAUUGUUUCAGAUUUGGAAAAAAGUUUUUAACAAUUACAUCGACUUAUUUCAAGACUCAGAAGUUUCCCGAAAUAACACGCAUCGAGAAUGGUGGGUGAAAUCGUGCAAGUCAGUCAGUGUUUCGCCCGACUAUCAAUUUGAAAUGGGAAACAUGGAUCUUGAAACGAGGAACGAGGUGUGCAACGUGUUUAUAAAUGCCAUUUUUGACGGCUGCGUCUUUCCUGUUGAGACCAAAGGCGGAACAGGUAUUUUUCUCUAUAGUUUCUAUUCGAAUUUCGAAACUUUUGAAUACCCAGCCUACCAAUUGUUUCCAAUUUUCAGUAAAGUGGCAGCGUGCAUUCUCAUACCGUUCCAUUUCAUUAGAGGAAGAAUCCAAACUGUCGACCGAUGCGAGACUUUCCCUAUCUCGAAUGCUGGCUAUCAACUUGAAACUCAAAGGAGUGUUCGAAAAAAAUCCAUUCCAAUACAUUAUAUUCUCUACCUCCAUCUUACCCAUGACAGUUCCACCUCGACCGUGGAUUGACAAAGGAAAAGGUGGGCCAUUGUAUUCGACAAGUCAAGACAUCAUCCGGAACAUGUUGGAGUUCAAAACAGUACAGUUGAACACUGAAAUGAAACAGAGAAUAGGAUCACCUGUACAAGCGAGACCUGUUUUCGAUGCGCUGAAUCAGUUAGGAUCUACUCCGUGGGUGAUCAAUGAACAAAUGUUGAACGUGCUAAAGAAUGUCUUUGGACAAUCUUCCUCGGCAAGUUCGAAGCCUCUUCUGGAAAAGUUAGGAAUCCCAAUGAGAGAGGAUACUUUUGAAGUUCCUCAGUUUACAACUGAGUUUGGUUUUGGUGUCAACAGAGAAGAUGUGGACGUGGAGAAGUUUAGAGAUUAUGCGAAGCGAAAAGCAGAAGCGAUAAAGAUGAGAAACGAAAGCAAUUCGUUGUGGUACUGGAUGUUCUACCGUGUUGUUCUUGCUGAUUAUUUCUGUGGACAGACUCUCUUCUUCCCCCACAAUAUGGAUUUCCGAGGCCGAGUAUAUCCACUUUCUCCGUAUCUCUCUCACAUGGGAGACGAUGUGAAUCGGAGCAUUCUAAAGUUUGCCAAAAGUCAGCCGCUUGGUGAGAACGGAUUGGAUUGGUUGAAACUGCAUUGCAUCAAUUUGACUGGAACGAUGAAACGAGCGAGUAUAGCCAAUAGAAUGGCAGAAGUGAACCAUCUUCUUCCGACAAUUUUGGACUCUGCCAGAAAUCCUUUAAAUGGAGAAAACUGGUGGAUGGCGUCGGAAGAACCGUGGCAGACUUUAGCAGCAUGCAUGGAGAUCGAAAAUGCUCUUCGUUAUGGACAUGACGUCAAACAAUUCCCCAGCCAGUUACCAAUUCAUCAAGAUGGCAGUUGCAACGGACUACAACAUUAUGCCGCGCUGGGAAGAGACAAUGAAGGAGGCGUUCAGGUUAACCUUACCAAUUGUGAACUGCCGAAUGAUGUGUACUCUGAUGUGGCAUUUAGGUUAGUAUCUGGAUAUGAACCAUUUUUGUGAAUAUUCCGGAAGGUUGCAGAGUUGAACAGAAGCGGUUACACGAUGAAACAUCAAACGGAGAAGAUCGAGACGUGGCACUAAAGCUUCGACAAGCUCUCCCGCAAGGCGUUCCUCGAAAAGUGAUCAAGCAAACUGUGAUGACAACAGUGUAUGGAGUCACGAUGUACGGCGCAGUUCUUCAAAUUAAACGUCAACUUCGUGCUUUGGAUAUUCCAGGAGAAGAGGUAAUCUGAGUCUGAUUCAACUUAUAGUUAUUUUCAUCCAGGCAGCUGAAUUCGCCCGUUAUUUGGCCAGAAAAACAUUUGCCAGCUUAAAUGAUGCAUUCACAAGUUCAAUGGCUCUCAAAGAUUGGUUCCGUUUGAUUGCAAAAGGAGCCAGUGAUCUUAUGCGAACUGUCGAGUGGGUGACGCCGCUGGGGCUGCCAGUUGUGCAACCGUACUGCAAGCUAGUGGAACGGAAGUCGAAACUGAUCCUGGCGCCAGUGCCGAUGAAGCAAGUCGACGCGUUCCCUCCUAACUUUGUACACUCUCUCGACUCAACACACAUGAUGCUGACUUCACUGAAUUGCACGAAUCGGUAAUGUUACUGUUUUCAAAAAUGAUUGUUUUUGAACCUACUACCAGAUGGGAACAUAAUGAUUGUAUUCUUCAGAGGAAUAACAUUCGCUGCAGUUCAUGACUGUUUUUGGACGCAUGCCAAAUCGGUCGAUGAGAUGAAUGCGAUUUGUCGUCAGCAGUUUGUAUUCCUUCAUUCACAGCCAAUUGUUGAGCAGUGCUCGGAAUGGUUCAAACACGCGUAUUUAACUUCAAAAGUUCAAAAGAUACUGCCACCAAAAGAGUACGAGAGAUUCUUGGAUAUUUUCACUGCAAAGGUAAAGCCCGGAGAUCUCGACAUCGAGCAAGUAAAAAAUUCUAUUUAUUUCUUCAGUUAAUGCGAUUUUAUCGCUCCUGCCCCGUCGGCGUUUGCAUACUCUACCCUAAUUUCAGAACACGGUGA
Caenorhabditis sp. 36 PRJEB53466 is the source of this 4675-nucleotide messenger RNA. Lineage: Eukaryota; Metazoa; Nematoda; Chromadorea; Rhabditida; Rhabditidae. The record is from the annotation of a GenBank genome assembly.